UCAGCCUGUAUUCUACAGCGUCAGCCCUCUCAGCUGUAGGCCCGGUCGUUCCAAUAGCAGCAGGACAAUCAGCGGAUAGAUUUCACAGAACUUCUCCGAAGAGUCAUUAACAUUUUGGACCCUUGGGUCACCGUUGCACCAACCCAAAGUGUACGCACAAUGAUACCUUCUCGCAUCGCCUAUGCGCUCCGGCCCAACUUCCACAACGCCAUCUUCUCUCGUCCGCCGGCAAAGCUCCGUCCUACAGCCUGGUUGGAUGGUCUACGUGGUGUUGCGGCAUUUAUGGUUGUCGUACAUCACUGGGCGGAUUGUUCCCAUCCAACAGCGAGUCAUGGCUUUGGACAUAUUGAUGAUCCCUUUGUGGAUAGAGAAUGGAUCAAACUACCCAUUAUCCGACUUCUCUUCAACUCGGGCCACGCAAACGUCGCUCUCUUCUUUUUGAUUUCAGGAUUUGUGCUGAGUUACAAGCCCAUCGAGCUCAUUCACAAGCGUAAAUUCGACGCCCUGCAUGCAAACCUUUCGUCUACUCUGCUGAGGCGACCUGCAAGACUUUGCCUCCCUGCAUUUGUCAUCACUUUUUUCGUGUGUCUUAUUGUGCGGCUGCCAAUACAUAACAGCACAGGCCUCUUUACGUACUACAUUCCGCCAAAACCAACGUUGCUCGCACAGCUCUGGGACUGGUUCACUGAUCUGCCAACCUUGCCAGAUGCGUUCACCUGGGACAUGAUUGUUUGGCUCAAAUAUCACGCUCAUUCUUGGACACUCAAUGUUGAAUUGCAUGGUUCGCUCUGGGCAAUCAUGGUGUUGCUGGCUACAUCGCGACUCAAUGUAGCGCCUCGCAUGAUUCUCAUCUCUCUAUGGUGCAUCUACUGCCUCACGCAAAUCAAGUACUUCCCGUUCCUCUUUUGUGCAGGCAUCUUGCUGGCUGAAGCAUGCCACAUAAUGGGCCCGCCUCGUGAUUUCCAGAAGCAGGCUUCCAAGGAUCUCGAGACGAGUGCCUUGGGCUUUGAUAGGGAGGAUCAACUGAGUUGGCACGAUAUUGGUCCGCUUGAGACCAUCACUUACUACUUCAAUCUGCUUGUUGGUUUGUUCCUGGUUUCUGCGCCAAAUCACUCCCCUCAAAACAAGGCAUACUGGUGGUCUGACAUUUGGAUCCGUAUGCCCAUCUUUACUGGACUUGAGAACACGGAUCGCGACAAGCAAAGGACACUCAUCUCAAUUGGUGCCUUUUUGAUUGUUUCCAGUAUCUUUCGACUCCGCAAUAUUCAGCGGCUGUUUGAGAAUGGAUUCUGCCAGUAUCUCGGUCGUCUCUCCUUCUCCAUCUACCUCAUUCACGGACCCUUCCUCUACACCUUUGGACAAUCCUUCAUUGUUGCCAUGUGGACAGUCUUUGGCGUUGGCAACUUUGCAGAGGGUCGGUUCAGUGAUGAACGGACGGCACACUGGGCUACGUAUGAGGUUGCGACGUUCCUGGGAUUGAUGAUUCAGAUGCCGUUUAUCCUCUGGCUAUCUGAUAUCUUUGAGCGGCUGGUGGAUGAGCCGUGCAUGCGAUUGACGAAACAGUGGGCCGAUCACUUCACCAUCAAGGAAGAGAGUGACCGUCGAUAGUUUCUAGGUGCGUAGAGUGUAGCACAUAAUAGCUGUGUAUGUGACUGUGGUUCUGCGGCUUCGGGAGCGGCGCGGGAUGAAGUAGCAGUCACAAAUUGGCUGAAAUGAUGCGCCACCAGAUUUGAC
Protomyces lactucae-debilis is the source of this 1734-nucleotide messenger RNA. Its product is annotated as acyltransferase family-domain-containing protein. Gene Ontology annotation, biological process: polysaccharide biosynthetic process. The transcript has a single exon. Gene Ontology annotation, cellular component: membrane. Bases 160 to 1608 code for a protein of 482 amino acids. NCBI's taxonomy places the organism in Eukaryota, Fungi, Ascomycota, Taphrinomycetes, Taphrinales, Protomycetaceae. Gene Ontology annotation, molecular function: acyltransferase activity, transferring groups other than amino-acyl groups. The record is from RefSeq and is a predicted model, not a curated record.